Molecule: messenger RNA, 1091 nt
Organism: Westerdykella ornata
Lineage: Eukaryota; Fungi; Ascomycota; Dothideomycetes; Pleosporales; Sporormiaceae
Exons: 5
Coding region: 51-1091 (346 amino acids)
Source: RefSeq, a predicted model, not a curated record
UGCUUACUUUCAUCUCUAUCAUCCAUCCUUUCUCUUCGGCUUCAGUUAUCAUGUCAAGCAAUGUUCCACCACACAUACGCAAUCUCAUAGACCAUACUCCCAUUGUGUAUUUGGACGAGCAUGAGCAAUAUUUCCCGUGUAGUAUCAGAGACUUCCUCAACUAUGUCACGCCUUUCCAUCAUGAAAAGCCGAUUAAGGAUGCGGAGCAUCUAAACCUGACCCUGAAUAAUCUUGACGCCCUAAAUGCUUUCGGAGACCAAGGCCGCGACAUCUUCCUAACUUCACGCGACGAUCCAUCAAAGUAUCCUUCGUGGCUACAUGGCUGCCGUCCCUCAAAAGAAGGGGCAUCCGCCUGUGUUGUGCCGAUCGUCCUGGUUGACAAAAUCGUCCAGGAUGACGCUAAGAAUGAUGUACGGGUCACAGACAUGUUCUCUUUCUACUUUUACAAUUUCAAUGCUGGACCGCGAUUGCCGAGCGACCCGUCCAGAUUCUUUGGCGACCAUGUCGGCGAUCUCGAGUACACUAUGAUCAGGUUUGAAGCCGAUAAACCUAAAAUGGUAUACCUCAGCCGGCACGCCUCCGGCACACUGUACGACUAUGACAGUCUGGAGAAGCAAGGCAUCCGGCCUGUAGUUUUCGCCGGUAGGGGUACGCAUGCGCUAUAUGGCAUUGAAGGGAAUCACCAAUAUAUUAUGCCGGAUGAUGAGAAGACAGAGAUACUGGACUAUACAUCUCGAGGAAUUUUCUGGGACCCAUCCCAUAACCUCGUGAUUUAUUCGUUCGACAUGGAAACUGGUGAUUUCAGAGCUAUCCACCCCGCUGAUGCCCCCACGUCAUGGUUGAAAUUCAAUGGGUUCUGGGGCGAUCAAGAAUAUGGCAGGGAGGAUCCAAGACAAGGCACUGUAUGUAAGCAGUCGAGAUGGGGUGACGGCCCCGACUUCAUUUCCAGAAAGAAUCUCGGCCGCAUAGAUGUAAGUCAACAUGAUAUUACUGAGAGUUUAGCUAAUUUUUCUGAGCCGUGCGAGCAUCCGUCCAACUGUUUACGAGCAGAAAAGCCCUUCGUGCUCGUAAAACAACCUUGGGGUACCUGA